AGAAAGUGUCAUGUCUGAUGCACCGUAGCUACACAAAAGUGGUGUUUGUAGUAAAAGACAACGAGCUAGCACGUAUAUGUUUUACACAGAAUAUUAUAAGAAGAUAUCACGACUAGCUGGGACAGGCCAGGCAUGAGUGGCGCACACCUGGACGAAUGGCAGAGGAGGUCCUUUGACAUUUCAUCUGGCAACUGCACACCUGAACAGAAGGCAGAUGCCUACCGGGCCCACAUCCUCUCUAUUCAGUAUGCAUGGGCAAACUCCCAGCUCUCUGAGGCCGGCAUGGCCAGCCUGUUCAGGACCUACUCGGAGCACUAUGCUGCAGUGCUAGACUCAGAUGACCCACGCUCAGGGCUAAACAACUAUGCAGAGAGUGCUCUGCAUCUGGCCCGCAGUCAGAGAAACUACAGCAAUAAAUGGGAGUCGUCCUUGACCAUGGAGAGUGUGCUGGAGUUGCCCUGCGUGCAGAAGAUGAUUCAGAAAGGGACAGGGGGAGGAGGCUCCCUGGUGGCACCAGCAGAUGUGAACAUAACAGUUGGACAAGAGAGCAGAGGCAGCUCCCUGUCUGGUCCCAUGACCAGUGUCAGGUCAGAGACUCCAUUGUUCAAACCUGUAGGUCCACCACAACCUCAAACACAGUUUAACAGCACCUCCAGUGUUCAUAGCACUACUUCAGACAGACCAAGAGGGUCAGAGGGGAUCUCAGGUAAUCCUACCUUGUUCCCUCGACCUCCAGCCCGAGCUCAGUCUGUGUUCAGUUAUCCCUCAUCAGCUGCACAUCAGGGAAACUCCAGUCCUGCAUUUUCCACACAAAGCCAUCAGUCUACUUUUUUCCCUACAUCAAACCCAUCAAAGCGGAAAAACUUUUACAACUCAGAUGGAGGGGAAGGUGUUAGGGGUCCACAAGGAGGUCAGACAAGCACUGGCCCAAGAGCUGGAGGUAACUUUAAAACAGCCCGUGAACAACUGAUUGUUGAUCAGCACAAGAAAAAUUCCCAUCAGCCCCAGAGAGGUCAGACCCCUGGGCUUGCAGCGACGAUGAAGAAAUCCCUGGGUGCCAACAGGCCUCGUGGAGCAUUUUCUAAAUUUGUGUCACCUUUGCCACGGCAGGAGGAGGAACAAAGUGGGGGGAGCCACAGUUUUAAUCAGGAACCUCAGAUCAUGGAUGAGCGCCUGAAAAACUUUGAGCCAAAGAUAGUUGAGCUGAUCAUGAGUGAGAUCAUGGACCAUGGACCCCCUGUGGCCUGGGAUGACAUAGCAGGCCUGGAGUUCGCCAAGACUACGAUAAAGGAGAUUGUGGUGUGGCCUAUGCUGCGGCCAGACAUCUUCACAGGCCUCCGUGGUCCUCCUAAAGGCAUCUUGCUGUUUGGACCUCCUGGUACUGGAAAAACCCUAAUUGGAAAAUGCAUCGCCUGCCAGUCAGGUGCCACCUUUUUUAGUAUCAGUGCGUCAUCACUCACAUCCAAGUGGGUUGGCGAGGGAGAAAAAAUGGUGCGGGCCUUGUUUGCUAUAGCCCGCUGCCACCAGCCGGCGGUGAUUUUUAUCGAUGAAAUUGACUCGCUGUUGUCCCAGAGGACAGACGGGGAGCACGACUCAUCACGCAGGAUAAAAACGGAAUUCUUGGUUCAGCUUGACGGGGCGGCCACAGCAGCCGAGGACCGCAUCCUGGUGGUGGGGGCCACUAAUCGACCUCAGGAGAUAGAUGAGGCCGCACGCCGACGCCUGGCCAAGAGGCUGUACAUCCCCCUGCCUGAAGGAGCGGCCCGACGGCAAAUCGUGACCAACCUCAUGGCCCAAGAGAAGAACCAGCUGAUGGAAGAGGAGCUGGAGAGGGUGGUGACGGCGACGGACGGCUUUUCAGGAGCGGAUAUGACUCAGCUGUGUCGAGAGGCGGCUCUGGGUCCCAUCAGGAGCAUCCAGCUGAGCGACAUCGCCACCAUCACUGCAGACCAGGUACGGCCCAUCCUCUACAGCGACUUCCAGGACGCCCUGAACACUGUCCGCCCCAGCGUCUCAACCAAGGAUUUGGAGCUGUAUGAAGAGUGGAAUAAGACUUUUGGAUGUGGACGUUAAGUUUGGCUCCUAAUCCAGCUCGGUCCUACCUCUGCUUGACUCAAGAAUGACUGUGAAGACACUUAAGAGUAGACAAACUUUAAGUAUGUUACUAAAUCUAGUUAUUUGUCAUAAAUUAUAUUUUAUGAGCAUCUAUUCCAGUAGAUUUGUGUUAUUUUUUUGCAACCAGUUUGAUGUUUACUGGUUAAUUUACUUAAUUUAGACCUUAUACACACUGCGUUACUACACGAAAAGUUGAUAAAUGCACACACCCAAGGUAGAGAGCGAUAUAAGUAUUAUGUUAAUGUCUGAUAUGCAGGCUGAGUAGAUGCUUUAUGAUCAAAAUCACUAAGUAAAUUGUUUCCAUGUUGUGAGAAUAACACCUGAUCCCAGUUGUGUUGAUGUGGCCCUUUACGGCACUUUCUAAAUUGUGUUUUUUCCUAAUUAAAUAAAAUCUUAACGGUGUAUUUUUUGCGUUAUUGAAGAAAAACACUUCAUUAGCAAAGGGUAAUGUGGGAUACUGUGGUGCUUUCGUCCACAGAGGGCAGUGAUAGUUGUGUGUGUGUGCAUAUCUGACAUUUCCCCUUAAUUUUCAUUGUCCUGAAAUGUUCCUGACGCUGGAUGUGCUAAUCGUGCCCGCGGAAGUUAGGCAAUGUU
Sphaeramia orbicularis (orbiculate cardinalfish) is the source of this 2709-nucleotide messenger RNA. RefSeq names its product fidgetin-like 1 (gene fignl1). The record is from RefSeq and is a predicted model, not a curated record. Lineage: Eukaryota; Metazoa; Chordata; Actinopteri; Kurtiformes; Apogonidae. Gene Ontology annotation, molecular function: ATP hydrolysis activity; microtubule severing ATPase activity; ATP binding. Bases 133 to 2073 code for a protein of 646 amino acids. The transcript has 2 exons.